Molecule: messenger RNA, 2628 nt
Organism: Exophiala aquamarina CBS 119918
Lineage: Eukaryota; Fungi; Ascomycota; Eurotiomycetes; Chaetothyriales; Herpotrichiellaceae
Exons: 5
Coding region: 1-2628 (875 amino acids)
Biological process (GO): septin cytoskeleton organization
Cellular component (GO): plasma membrane; cell division site; cytoplasm
Source: RefSeq, a predicted model, not a curated record
AUGGACUCUCAGCGAACUGAGUAUCCCACUCUCCUGGCUUCGGUCCAACCCGAGCAGGCCAUUACACUGCUUCAAGACCGCGUCUCCUUAAUCGCUAAAAUAAACAACGACAUAGCCGAUUGGUUGCAGGAGCGCAGAAAGGUCGAGGAAGCAUACGUCGCAGGGCUUCGGAAACUUGCGCGAAAGCCUCAACAGGACGCAUCGGCAAUCCUCGGAGUUUUCCAGACAUCCUGGCAGCGCAUUGUUUCUGGAACCGAGAAUCUAGCCGCAUCCCAUGAGAUUCUCGCCAACAAGCUCGAAACCGACGUCGAAAGCCCGCUCAGGUCUUUCGCAACCCGGAACAGAGAUUCACAAGCUUUGAGUUCGACCCAGGGAAACCUGGCUUUGCUUGCUAAGGACAUUGCCAACGCUCAAAGAAAGGCCGCAAAAGGAGGUAAAAAUGCCGCAAGUGCUAACUCGGUAGUCGCAGAGACGACCCGUCAAUGGGAGGCACAAGCUCCUUACAUCUUUGAGCAGCUUCAAGCCCUGGACGAAACGAGGGUCAAUCACUUGCGGGACGUCCUCACUCAAUUCCAGACCCAUGAGUUGGACGCAAUUGAGAAGAGUCGCGCGAGUGCCGAAUCCAUACUGAACGCUCUCCUCAAUGUCGAAACAGCAGACGAGAUCAAGACAUGGGCGGAAAGGGCAACCACCCAGCGCCCCAGCCUAACUACAAGGCGCAGUUCUGCCACUCCGAGCGCAAGACCUGCAAGCUCUCAUUUACGUCCACCACCAACACCUCCGCCGCCUCGUCAUGCUGAUGACAGAAGAAGCCAGCGGUCAAUUUCAACGGCUGGCCAGGAUAGAUUAACUCCAUUACCGGAUGCUACUCCACAGAAAGAGAAAAGUAAAUUGGGUGGACUGAAGCGCCUCGGCACCGUCAUGAGCAGAAGGAAGAGCACAGCACCGCCCGUACCGCACCAGACCUCCAACGAGGAGAAGAGAAAGACACGGUCGUUCGUACCAUUCAGGCGAGGAGACUCGUCCCGUAGUUUCCAGGACCUGGAAGCUUCAGGUCCGGAUUUGACACCCAGCGCCUCUCAGGACUAUCCCGUCGCACCAUCCGAGGGAAGGUACGAACCACCUGCACACGUGCCAGCUGAGGACCCUGUACCUGCUGCCCUCACGAACGGCACUACUCCGCCGCAACCUACACAGGACUCUCAGAUGGAAAUGGCGACGUCACAGCAAUCACCACCUGAAACUCACCUUCCUCCGCCAUUAGAACCUGCAUUUCAAGAACCUCCGGCUCCUGCAACACCUGCAAAGGAUCCUAUAACUCAAGCGCAACGAGAUGCCGCUGCUGCAGCCCUGGCUGGGGAUGAAUCAUCCCGCAAUUUUCAGAUCCGUGAUCAACCAAUUCAAGAAGACGAAAGUGAAGCUCAGCUUGCCUUGAGCAACAUCGCAAAUCAAUUACGGACUCAGGCACAAAGCUCCGGUAUUAAUCGUGUCCAGGGCAGCAUGAGAGGUCGACGAGAUGUGCGAAACACUAUGUUCAUUCCUAAUGAUGCGCUAGACUCAAUCCCUGCAAUUCCGCAGGGUGGACCUGCCCUGGCCACUAGUAUUCCUGCGGCCUCAAUGUCCAAUGAGAAUGUUCUCGCAUCACCAAUGCAACGACUCCCCGUUGCGCCGGCUCUACAUGAGGACCAUGGCGUUGGAUCUGACACCACUUCAAUAUAUUCCUCCCGAAGUUUGGGCGCGCCUAGUAAUCAUGCAGAUUUGCACGAGCCUGGUCUUAACGUCUCUAUCCUUGAGACAGUCCACUCUUGGUUCACAGAUUCUGGUGUUAGCAAAUCAUUUGUCCUUGGGGAAAUCGCGUUUGCAUACAACCUUACAGGUAGCACUGACCCAGAACACGAAACAAUUCGUCUGCAACAUUUUGAACUGCUUGACAAAGUGGCUGCUAAUCCUAUAUACCUGACACAAGCAAAGUCUGGUGGCACAGCCUUGUCAGAGGAGCAAGCAGGGACGUACACAAUUGCGACCUCACCCAUUCGGCGAUCUUCACCUCUAGUUGGACUGAAGUAUCAACUCCACCUUGAAGAUGCGAAUCUGGCGCAAUACAGCCCAGUCUUGAUUACUCCAGCAUGGCAAAUCGUUGAGGGUCAGGUCAGUGUGAUCGUGUUGUAUAGUCUAAACCCCCUCUUCGGCAGCGAUUCAGUGAACCUCAAGAACGUUGUCAUAAGCGUCAACCUUGAUAUUUCGGGGGAAGGGACUGGAAAGCCAGUUUCAGCUAUGAUGUCCCCAACCGCUGGUGCCACUUUCAAACGGAAAACGUCUGCAGUGGUUUGGAAACUCAAUGACCUUACUGUCAAAGCCGAGCAAGAGCGACUUCUAGUACGGUUCGUUACCCAAGGCGGUCUAGCCAAGAAGGGAACUGUCGAAAUGAAAUUCGAGAUCCCGGGACGGGUCGCCUCAUCAAUUGGCGUGGAGAAGAUCCUCCCGCCAAAUGGUAAAGAGAGAGAAGCCGACCCUUUCGCAGAUGAUGGAGGUGAAGGCAGCAGCGCCCGAGGUAGCGCUGAUGAAAAGAGAUGGGAGUUGCUCUCCACACGUAAAAGGCUUGUCAGUGGCCGUUAUACCGCUAGCUGA